Messenger RNA from Neopelma chrysocephalum (saffron-crested tyrant-manakin), 516 nucleotides. RefSeq names its product ankyrin repeat domain-containing protein 7-like. The annotation marks the transcript as partial. Lineage: Eukaryota; Metazoa; Chordata; Aves; Passeriformes; Pipridae. The record is from RefSeq and is a predicted model, not a curated record. The transcript has 5 exons. Gene Ontology annotation, molecular function: protein binding.
AUGGCCUCCGUUGCCCUCAGUCGAUCGAAAGGGAGUCGGGUUCAGAUCCCCGAAUGCGGAGUGGCGGAGACAGUAGGCAAGAAUUGCAAGCUAAAUCCUCCCGACAAAUAUAAGAAAUCACCACUGAUACAGGCAGUACAGCACCAGCACAGAGAUUGUGUGGCUAUUCUGCUGGAGCAUGGUGCCAACCAUGACCACAGAGCUGCUACUGGUAACACCGCCCUUCACUUUGCUGUCCUGGUGUCUAGCAAAUCUCUAGUGGAGCUGUUACUUGAGCAUGGGGCAGAUAUUGAUGCUAAGAAUGAACUGGGAUACACUCCACUUACUCUUGCCAUCACUGAGCGUUGUAAAGGGAUGAUCGAGUUCCUUCUUCAAAAAGGAGCUGACGUGAAUGCUACAGAUAAUCAUAAAAGGACCCCCAUGGAAGUUGCUGCUGUUCUUAAGGAUAAGGAUACAGUAGAAGUUCUUCUUCGCAACGGCGGUGUUAGGGUGCAUGCUGGAGGCAACUGGCAUAAA